AUUUUAAAGAAGCUAUAUGUUGUUCAUUUCUUUGCCUAUCCGAAGAAAGCAGCUGGGGAUCAAGCAAUGGCUCCCUGCAACUCUAGAUCUCUCCACAUCCUAGAUCUCCUCUUUCUGCUGUUAUCUGUCCUGAUCCCCCUUGUAAACCCACUCUCUUUCAAAUACACUGGCAAUCAACUGGACGAGCCAAACUUAAACUUCUCCGGCGACGCCACCUUUGGCAACAAUGCAAUCCAACUCACCAAGGCCCAGUGGGGCUCUCAAAUUGGCAAUAGCUCUGGAAGCGCAACAUAUCCUCAACGGGUGCCUCUUUGGGACAAAGUUUCAGGAAUGCUCGCCAACUUCACUACAAAUUUCAGUUUCGCUUUCGACAAGGGAGAAACUGACAACGGGGGCGAUGGGCUUGCCUUCUUCCUCUCACCCUUCCCUUUUGAGGCUCCACCGAAUUCACGCGGUGGAGGUUUUGGACUAUUUAAUGCUACAUCGGAGAAUAAUGUGGUGGCCGUCGAAUUCGAUAGCUACCGGAAUCUGGAGUUCAACGAUACAUUCACCAUCCAUGUGGGCAUCGACAUUCGAUCGCUGCGUUCCAAAAAACAACUGUACUUGAAUAAUGGCAUCGAAAGGAUUGUACAAUUCAAUGCAUCCGUUGGUUAUGAUGCUAUUACUCGAAAUUUGAGCAUCUUCGUCAGUAAUGCUUCAGAUCCUCGGAUGAAUUGGAGCCUGUCUGAUGUUGUGGACUUGAGGGACUACUUGCCCGAGUAUGUAACCAUUGGUUUCUCAGGCUCCACCGGGGCUUCUAUCGAGUUGCAUAGCAUCUAUGCCUGGGAGUUCAAUUCCUCCAAUUUGAGUUCUCAAGAUCUUGCUCCCAAUGCUGGACCAAGUCCGAGUAAUGAAACUUCCGUAGCCAAGAAGAAGAGUAAGAUGGGAUUAGUGGUGGGGCUUGCUGUUGGUACUGGGAUCUUGCUAUGUGGGUUGGGUUUGGUGUGGUCUGCAGUAUGGCAUAAGAGGGCCAGGGGAGGAAUGGAAGCAGAAGAAGAAGAAGAAGAGAUGGCUCUUGAAUUGUCCAUCAAUAAUGCAUUCGAGAGAGGUGGCGGCCCCAAGAAAUUUUCUUAUAGUGCACUCGCGAUUGCAACCAGAAAUUUUGUUAAGGAGGCAAAGCUUGGGGAAGGUGGUUUCGGGGAGGUUUACAUGGGAGUGUUGCAUGAUACCAAGCAAGAAGUGGCAAUCAAAAGGAUUUCUAGGGAUUCUAAGCAAGGGAAGAAGGAGUACAUAGCGGAAGUCUCGAUUAUUAGCCGGCUGAGGCAUCGCAAUCUCGUGCAACUCAUUGGCUAUUGCCACGAAAGAGGUGACUUGUUACUUGUCUAUGAGUACAUGCCUAACAAAAGCCUUGAUUACCAUCUAUACAGCGAGGAGAGAUUGCUAACAUGGCCAGAGAGGUACAAGAUUGCAUUCGGCUUGGCCUCGGCACUACUCUAUCUUCACGAAGAGUGGGAGCAGUGUGUGGUCCAUAGAGAUGUCAAGCCAAGCAACGUGAUGUUGGAUUCAGGGUUCAAUGCUAAGCUUGGGGACUUUGGGCUAGCAAGGCUUGUCGAUCAUGAAAGUAACAUGCAAACAACGGUUAUGGCUGGGACCAGGGGAUACAUCGCACCUGAAUAUGCUACUACAGGAAAAGCUAGCAAAGAAUCAGAUGUUUACAGCUUUGGAGUAGUUCUACUAGAAAUUGCAUGUGGUAGAAAACCAAUUGAUGUAAAAGAGAAGCCAAACAAGAUAAACUUGGUAGAGUGGAUUUGGGAGCUUUAUGGAAAAAACAUGUGUUUAACAGCAGUGGAUAAAGGGUUAAAGAUGGAAUUUGAAGAGAAACAAAUGGAGCGCUUUAUGAUUGUAGGGUUGUGGUGUGUCUAUCCAGAUCACAAUUUAAGACCAUCAAUAAGACAAGCAAUUAAUGUUCUCAAAUUUGAUGCUCCACUACCUGAUCUGCCACCAAAAAUGCCUGUAGCAAUGUUUUUUCCUCCAAUGGAUAUUUCUAACUUAAUCUCCACGUCAUCAUCCUCUGGUGGACCUUCCGUUAGUAGCUAUUCUUCAAGUUCCAACUCAAAUAUUCACAAGAGUUAUUUUGAGUAAGAAAUUGAAAUAAAUUUAAAGAUUGAGUUUUUUUUUUCUAGCAGGUUUGAUAUGUUAUAGUUGGACUUGCAAAUUAGCCUUAUAUGUUUAUCAUGUAACAUGAUGAGGAAAUUAUUUUUUAAUUCUAUCAUGUGCAUGU
Messenger RNA from Elaeis guineensis (African oil palm), 2260 nucleotides. Its product is annotated as L-type lectin-domain containing receptor kinase IX.1. Lineage: Eukaryota; Viridiplantae; Streptophyta; Magnoliopsida; Arecales; Arecaceae. Gene Ontology annotation, molecular function: protein kinase activity; ATP binding; carbohydrate binding. The record is from RefSeq and is a predicted model, not a curated record. Gene Ontology annotation, biological process: protein phosphorylation.